Molecule: messenger RNA, 7723 nt
Organism: Falco peregrinus (peregrine falcon)
Lineage: Eukaryota; Metazoa; Chordata; Aves; Falconiformes; Falconidae
Gene: RHOQ
Product: ras homolog family member Q
Exons: 5
Coding region: 209-703 (164 amino acids)
Biological process (GO): cortical actin cytoskeleton organization; small GTPase-mediated signal transduction
Molecular function (GO): GTP binding; GTPase activity
Source: RefSeq, a predicted model, not a curated record
CCCCGCGCCCGGGCGGGCGCUUCCCCUGCGCGGCGCGGCCGCGGCCGGGGGAAGGCGGCUCCCGCCGGGCCCAGCGCGGCGGCGGAUGGCGGGGGGGCCGCGCCCGGCGGGGGCCGGCGGGGGCGCCCGCUGAGCGGCGGCGGCGGCGAUGCCGGGGGGCCCGGCGCGGCGGGGCGCGCCCGCGGGGCCAUGAGGGCGGGCUCCGGCCAUGGCCCAUGGCAGCGCGGCGGUCAUGCUGAAGUGCGUGGUGGUGGGGGACGGCGCCGUGGGCAAGACGUGCCUGCUGAUGAGCUACGCCAACGACGCCUUCCCCGAGGAGUACGUGCCCACCGUCUUCGACCACUACGCAGUCAGCGUUACCGUCGGGGGCAAGCAGUACCUGCUGGGGCUGUACGACACCGCCGGCCAGGAAGACUAUGAUCGUCUGAGACCUUUAUCUUAUCCUAUGACCGAUGUCUUCCUUAUCUGCUUCUCAGUGGUAAACCCUGCUUCAUUUCAAAAUGUGAAAGAAGAGUGGGUACCGGAGUUGAAGGAAUAUGCACCUAAUGUUCCCUUUUUACUAGUAGGAACACAGAUUGAUCUUCGUGAUGACCCAAAAACUCUGGCAAGACUGAAUGAUAUGAAAGAGAAGCCUGUAUCUGUGGAGCAAGGACAGAAGUUAGCGAAAGAGGAGCCUACUGCUAUGUGGAGUGUUCAGCUUUAACACAGAAAGGACUGAAGACCGUUUUUGAUGAAGCUAUUAUAGCCAUUCUAACUCCAAAGAAACACACAGUGAAGAAGAGAAUAGGCUCAAGAUGCAUAAACUGCUGUUUGAUCACGUGAGAGACAUUUGACGAUGGCCAGGCUUACUGUGAAAUUCUACUGAAUUUAAAUACAAUGCAUUAAGUACACAGUGAACUUGUUACAGGUUUGAAAGCUAAAACUACAGUUCUGCCUUCUGCAACCAGUGAAAUCCAGAGGAAUAAAAUCACACUCAACAAGCUUGUAAGAAGAAACCACCACAUCUGUUACAAAUACUUUAUUCAGACUGGAAGGUACAAUCUCUCAGGGUUACACAGUCUAGAAGCAAAAACUGCACCAUGUUGAAAUAGCAUCUAUGUGAUUUUACUGAGUGGAGAUGCUUGGCCUGAAAAACUCUAAAUGAAUUUGGAUAGUCUUCUGCUUUGACUAUACAUAUAUAUUAUAUAUAUAUAUCUCUCUCUUAAAAAACCCAACUUUUGCACAGUCUGUAUGGAAUCUGCACAAAGAAAUACCUUGUCUCUCUUUGCUCCAGUUAUCUGCUUUUGUAUGUAAGCUGCUUCCGGUUCCAGUGUAUCCACAGAGGUGCAAUAAUCAGACCAGCCGUAUAGCCAAAGGUAGCUCCGAGGGAACAGGACACGGGCCAUACCUGAGGGGAGAACACAAGGUAAAAGCAAACAACGAGGAGAAUGUUUGUGGGUUUUUGUACUUCGUGAGCACAAAAUCUAGGUACUGAAAGACAGUACAGUCUUAUAAAGCUUAACAUGCUUUCCUAAAAAUGCCAAAAGUGUAACAAUCAUCUUCAUGAACACUAAAUGCUGUUGUACAGUUUUUAAUUAAUAUGCAUUAAAAGGUAAACAGGCUUCUGGCUAUUGCAGACUUUAGUCCAAUAUUCCCAAAACUACAUGAAAAAUCUUGUAAGUAUUUGUAUCCCCUGAAGUGUUCAGCUAACCUAGCUUCCUGUUCCGUUGCACACACCUGGAAACCUGUAGAUUCCUUGGCGAUUUCUCCUUCCGAUCUCUCAUGGCAUUCUAAAACUUUUAGAGUUGUCUGUAUAUAUGAACAAAUAUUCAAAUAAGGCCAUAGACUGAGAUUAAGAGAGGGGUUUUCUUUCUUUUUCUUUUUUUUCCUUGAAAAGUAGGCAAAGGGAUGAAUUUCCCUCCGGCUUGCAGUAGAGAGGGAACAUGUUUGGAAACUGACUGAACAUCUUGCACCCAGUUCAGCAAAUAUGUAGUAAGCCAAUUAUGUUACAGAGAGCUCAAAUUAUAAGCUAUUUCCUAGUAUAAGAAUAGGGAACUGACUGUACAGCUGACUUGCUUUCACAAACCAUCUGGUACUGAGGCAAAGUAGUAAUGGGACUCUCCCCCUUCCCCCCCCCUUUUAUUUUUUCAGUUGAUUUGCUGGGAGGAGUGGUUAAACAAAGUUUAACCAGUCUAUCCGCAGAUGUAGCUUAUAUUACCAGUCAACUACAUACCGUACUUGAUGAAAGCCUCAACUAAGUUGGUGAUUAAAUAUAUUUAUUCUAAAAUAAACUGAAUUCCCAUCCUCUUCAAAAUUCUCCUUUGCAUAUUUUUUUUCCAAGGACAAUUUUGCACUUUCUGCUGUACAGUGCAUGUUCCUGAAGCAAGUAGAGACUGCUCUUUCCUAUUUUUUUAACUUUUAAAUUAAGGGGGACAUUUCCACCUUCUAUAGUACUUGAGACUGAGAAAUGCACUAGACAUUAAAGAAAAUAUCCACAUCUCAGUGUCCAGCCUUCUUUUCUACUUCAUUUUGAUUUGCAAUUCAUGAAUAUCAAAUGAACUUACUCUUAAUGGUACUGGUUCCUCCUUUUAUUCAUUUUCCUAGCUCUGAUUCUUCUAUUUACUUCAUUACCACUUGGAAAAAUGUAUUUAGUCACAUCCUUUGGUCAUGGGAAUUUUAAUUAGGCAUAAGAGUAAUGUAUUUUGUCCUCAGCUGUUUCAUCUUCACAUUCCUUAGCAUUUGCAGUUUUAUGUAUUAUUUGGAGGUCUUAAGGAGUGUAGCAAAGAUGACUAUAAACAAGGUGCCUUAGGUACUCUUUAUUGACCUUGUUUCAUUCUUCCAUUUCUGGACACCCUGUCUCUGCUACUUGUUUUUGUUGCUGAAUAUUUUGGCUGUUGCCUCUCAAACCAAAGACUUGCUUGUUUUCAUUCAUUUAACAGUGGUAUCGUAGAUCAUCUACAAAAAGCCUUGAGAUGCUUUGGCAUGGUAAGAUAUUAUGUAUAUUUAAAACUCGCAUGAAUUUGUGGCCUUGGCUAAACUUACACAUCAGGUGGAUCUUCUUAACUUUUAAAUGAAAAUUAUUUCUAGCAUUUUGCAAAUUACGUGUCUAAAGGACAAAACAAUAAAAAAGUCCCUGCAAGCUCAGCUGCUCACUCAGUAACAUUCAGUUGAAACAGGAGCUGUACUUUCUUACCCACUGAUGAAUUCAAAUACCACUCUAAUAUCCACAAAACUAUGGACAGAGGCUUCCUAACUCAGUGGUCUUUUUAGCAAAUUCUCUGAGUGAUCAGUGAUCCUUCAUUAAAUGUUACCUACAUUAGGUGAAUCUGUAGUUGCCUAUUUGCUUUUCAGAAGUACAGGUAGAUGCUGAACUCCGAAUUUUUAAUGUUCCCUUAACUAGAGACCCAGUAUUCCUGAUGACCCAUUGACCCUGUAUCUUUUGGUAUGUUGUGUAUAGUGAGUGAUUGCUGGUACAAUUAAAAGGAUCUCUGAUGAUUGUUGUGGCUUCUUUUACAUUACUGAACAGCAAUUUGGAACAUAGUUUUUCAAUAGCUAUGUAACUUUUAACAGUAAUUAUGCCUCUGUCUUCCAAAACAAUUUUUGCUUUGCUUUUUAAAAAUCACGUUACCUUAUGGAAGUAUUAGGCUGUCAGUUAACACACGAGUCUCUCAGCUCUGAAAUCCAACCCUCACCAGUGGCAGCUGGCAGAGAUAGGGGUCAAAGGAAAAAAACCACAAAACACUCCAUCUCUCACUAUCUAUGAAUGAGACAGAAAAGAAACACCACCUCAUUCCUUCUAGUGGCAUAGAACAGAAGGGUACUAGGCCACCUACUCGUUCUUGCCGUGCUGGUCAGAUGGCUCAAAGUAGUUCUGAAGGCAGUUCGAUUGGCCUUUUGAAAACUUCCUAUGCACACAAGUUAAAAGCCUGGACUUAAGAGCAUUGCUGUCCUUAGACCCUUUUCUCUAACCCUCAAAGAAGGGCAAAAAACCCCCCUUAACAGGUAAACGAUACUAGUUCUGCACCUUUUACUCUUGACUGCUAGCCUUUAGGCUACAUAUAGCCAGAUGCCCCUAUAAGUGUAUCUAAAGCAGCAGGUUAUCAGAGAUUUAAGAUGUGGCUCUUAAGCAUAUCAGCUGUGCUAAAAUAACAGCCCUUGCAUAUGCUUUUUGUCCAUCUAUGAAAGUGGGUUGCUUUAUUUUGCAUCAGCUGCUGGCCUCGUUUUUUCUGAGACCGAACUGCUUUCCAUUGGACCUUUUUAAAUGAAUUUGACUUGUGCUUGGUCAGUCUGCUUUUGCCCUGACUUUUGUAUUAUCUCUUAAACUUGGUUUAGCUUCCCUGACUUGCUAUGAACUGCUUCUAAGUGAUAAAAAUCUAAGCAGCUAACAUCCAUCUGCCUGUUCUAAGAGAUUCCAUUCCACUUGUUUAAAGUACACGACUUGUAAUACACCCCUCUGAUCCCCUGAGAACUAUUCGGCUCAGUUUCUCCUACUUUAUGCUCCCUUCUGCCAUGAGGAAGCUGACAUACCCUGCUUCGGUACUGAUGUCAUGUCUAGGCUGGGUCAGCAGCAGGGGAAUAAGAUGUUUCACAACACCACUUAACUGCACUGUGUUUGAGGGGGAGGAAGGCUGGUCUGGAGGCAAAGGCAUGGGGAGCACAGGAGAAAGGACAGAACAUUCUUCAGGAAACUGUCAUGAAAUGCCUUCUGUCCCAGCAGCUGGAAAACAUCAACUACCAUUCUCACAGCCUAAUACAAGAAGGCUCAGUUUACAUAUUAAAUGCAUGUGGGAAAGGGCAAUUUUAACAACUUGUAAUGAUUAUUAGGAAUCUGAACAGCAGCUUGGCAAAACCAAAUCUCUACCUACAUGCUUCACAAGCACAAAAAUUGUAUUUUAAGGGACAGAGCAUGAGCCAGUGGUUAAAUGCAAAAUAAUCCUGACUUCUGCUAUUUGUUUAAAUUUUCUUUAUGCCUUUUCAUCUGGCAGCAGUGAUAAGACUUAACAGAGAUUUCUUUGGGAUAGCUAAAUAGACACUGCAGAACUGCAAGGUUUCUAGUAUAUAUAUUAGAUCUUAAAUUUUAAGAAUAAGGACUCAAAAUAGGAAUUGCCAACCUUUCAGGACACAAAUGAGCUGGUUUCCUCCGUGCUCUUUAGAACACCUAUGAACUGAUUUGAGAAUACUUGACAUAUUGCAUGUAAAGCAGAGCAUGUUGCAGGAUCCCAGCAAGGUAUCCAGCUCUGCUGUACUGUGCAUGUAGCUAGUUAAACCGGAAUUCUGACUGCAUGACAGUUUUGUCAUCUAUUACAAGUCUGUAACUUACAUCCCAUGCAGUGGGAAUUACAUAGGCAUUGAUAAGGACAUAAAGGCCAGACCCUAAUAAAGUUUUUAAAGAUACUAUAAAGUGGCUGACUGCUGGAACUUUAAUUAAACAAAUGCAAAUACAGUGGGGCAAUCUACUGUUCUUAAACUGAUCCCAUUCUUUAGAUGAAUGCUUUUCUCAUAUUCCUAAACUCGGUAUUUUUUGUAUGCUUACUAUUUCAAAAGAUCCAUUUCAGACUGUCAAUUAGAAAGCUAUGUGAUAAUUUUUGUUACAUUUUAAAACUGAAUAAAUGAGCACAAAUACUUUCCCUCCCUGUUUCUAACAUGCCUUAAAUUCCCAAUUGUUUAGUCUCUACUGUCUUAAAAAAAUUCAGUACAUGCCUUUAAUCUAUUUUGGUUGCAUGCACAUGUUAACUAAAAGUGUCUUAUCACAUUGUACAGAAUGUGUGUGUUGACAAGCACAUGCUGAGGAGAAGAAAGUGUGAGGUUUUUUUUCAGGCUGGCAUUUGUAACUAGAAGCUGGUUUUGUGGAUUUGUGUUCUAAAGUUAAAGCAAGCAUAACUGCCUUUGAUCGCACCAUUAAGGUUUACAUUAAGAAAACAUAUCAUUAAAUAAACAUUGAUAACCAUACUGAAGUGGAACAAGCUUCUACCUCGGUUUGAAAAGAAACCCCCUCAAACACUGGCUAUUAUCCCUUCUACUCACAUAAAGCAACUUCUUUCACAGUAGGUAGUAGACUCAAAAGUAAAUACAAGAAGGAAACGAACUCUCUCAGCUGUGUGAAUAACAAGAAAGUGUGAAAGUUUAUAUUCCUAUUUCAGCUUACUCAAGUAAGCACCAAGAACCAUACCGAAGAUUCUCCAGAUGAUUUUUCAGGUUACAAAUGUCUGGGAGGUAUCUAGGCUAAUAUUUACAGUCAUAUUGGCUAAAUUGCAUAGCAGUCAAUCAACUCAUUUUCGUUAUAUCAUCAGCACUACCUAUUAAGUUUGCAGUAUCCAGUAUAAAGUGGGUAUACAUCAAUUUCACUUUUAACUAAUGAUAUGAAAACACUGUAGGCAGAAUACCGUUUCAAAUAGUCACUUUAUGGUUAGUAACUGGUACUACAGAUCAAAAUUACGCUACAAAACACCCAGAUGGAUAGGUAGGCAUGCACACAGUAAACCCAGGAACACGUUUUAAAAGUCUGUUACCAAAACAUGCAAUAAACCCAGGAACUUCACAAUUCCCAAAAUUCAGUUGUUGUCAACAGUGAAUGGGGUGUCUGGAAUACUACUUCCACUGCACAAUGUAUGCCGAUAAGGUUUUGGUCUUCGAUUAUAUCAUCCUGUUCUGCAACUAAAUUACCUCAGGGUGAGCAAAGAAAGGAUGUGUCACAAUGUGUCUGCUAACACAGAAAUGAUCCAGUUCUGUUUCAGUAGUGGUAUGCUUUUAAGGGUGUCAAUUCUCAGGUGACACAUGAAGCCAGGAUCCUAAUUGCAUUUGGUUAUUAGAAGUACACCAACUUGAAAUAGGCAAUCUGAAAAAAAUGAGCAACUGUAACGAAGUUUUUGUAUUUCUUUGCUAGAACUGUCCUAACUAACACAACCCUUAUGUAUCCACUGUGCAGAGUGCUAGAAGCAACUAGAGAUGGAUAUACAACUCUUUAAACCUUUUGAACAUCAUCUAGAACAGCCUUGUUUAAAUUACCAUAAUUGUGUUGCAAACUUUUUUUAAAAUUGUUUAAGAAUUAGACAGUAAUCUCAAAACACUGGCAAAAUUAUUCUACCAGUCUGACACUUGUAAUAAACUGAAAUGUGUCUUGCAAAGUAAAUCUUGAAAAGUUUGCUGGGGGUGGUAUGGUGGGGUUUUUUGUUGGUUUUUUUGUUUGGGUUUUUUUUUUUAAUAGAAAUGUAACUACUGCAGGGAAUAACUUGCAUUCCUGUAAGGCAGCUAUCUUUACCUUUGUCUGAGAUAGGCUUAAUUCUGCAGACCUGUAACCAUGAACAACCUAGAUUAGGCCUCCCUGUCCAACUGUUUUGCAUUGUUACAAAAUAUUUUUUCUGAAAACCAGGAGAGAGGCAAUAGGCAUGGCCAAAUUAUCUUAACAAUUUACUUCAAGACCAACAAUAGAAUAAUGAAAAAUGAUGAAUCAUCAGGAUACCAACUGACUUUCAGCAAUAUAUUUUAUACUUCUAACAGAAAUGCUUUAUAUAUUUUUCAUUUCCAUUCUGAAACAUUAUUCAGAGAAUUAAUGUAAUUUUAUUUCCAAACCAAUAUUCUGUUCCUAUUAUGUAAUAUUUACUUAGCGUAAAAGUUGUUGUAUGCUAAAAAAAUGCAUUUUACAUUAUUAUUUUUAAAUGUAGACAGGCCCACUAAUCUGAAUAUCCCCUGUAUGCAAUAUUUUUUCAAACAUAAACAUGGAAAAUAAAGUGAAGAUUUUCUGACA